Molecule: messenger RNA, 3781 nt
Organism: Acanthoscelides obtectus
Lineage: Eukaryota; Metazoa; Arthropoda; Insecta; Coleoptera; Chrysomelidae
Source: the annotation of a GenBank genome assembly
GUCAAAUUUUGAGUUGCAUUUUUUAUCGAACUGAAAUGUCAAGCAAUGUUUAUGUAAUGCUAAAAAUUGCAAUAACCGGAUAAUUGUAAUUACAACUGAAUAAUACUAUGUGGUUUAAUUAUGAUUUAUAGGAUGAGCGUAAGCACCGAUUAAGAGGCAAUCAAACUGCAAAUUCAGCAAGUAGACAAGUGUGUUCUUCCCAGCUUUUUGAAUAAUAUUGUAAAAUUAAGGAAAAUAAUCUAACAAGGGCAAUACAAAUAAGCAAACGCAAAUUACGUCUUAUCUAUUAGUGGCCAAGCACUUUUGUAGAAUCAAGCAUCCUCUUCAUAAAAAAUGUCUAUCAGAGAAGUAGAUAACUGCCAAGAGCUAACAGAAACUGAGGGUUUGAGGAAGAGGAAAUUUGUAGAAACUGCACAUCAAAAAAUUGAAGAAGCAUCACAGUUUAUCAGGAGGAAAAUACCAUAUUCUGGCCACUUUUUAGCUCCAAAGAGAUUAUGGUUGAAAAGAGUCCCAACAACAAACUGUGAUGUUGUUAUUAUUUUUCCAUCUGGGACUAAAGAUUCCAUACUCUUGUGGCUGUUAUCAAAGCUCCGCCAGUCACCUGGACUCACAAUACAUGUUAGGAACCAUGCAUCGACGCAUAAUAGUGCUUUCUACAUUACAGCCUCUUUUCCCACUUUGUUAAAGGCUGCGGAAGAAUACCAUCUGUUCAAAGCACUAAAACCAGACAAAGGCGGAGGCCUCAAGGAAUUUUGCGUGCAAGAACUAUCAUGUUACGAAAAUUCGCAUGACAAAGAACAUUUUUAUACUAGCGAAGAAAGACAAUGGUUAAUUUUGCGUAUUUUGGAAAGUAUUCGCGCAAAAAAUACGGAUUCCAAUGCAGUGCCUGGUUUAACGUUGAUCGAGGGACAGCCAAUCAUACCAAAAUGCUUGGUAGCAGGCGUUAUAAAGCAAGUUUUCCCCUUGCAUGAUCCAGCUGUUUUAGAAAUGUUACAAAAAACUUGGGUGCGCGAUAUUUUCUCUAGACAACCAUUAGAUGAAAUAGCCGAGUAUUUUGGAGUAAAAAUAGGAAUGUAUUUCGCAUGGUUAGGACAUUAUACUACUGCAUUAGUUAUACCAGCCGUAGUUGGACUCAUAUUUUGGUCGAUAUCUAAUGGGAAGAAUCAAACCUUAGAAGAUGCAGGCUACGUUAUUUUCUCAGUUUUCAACAUAGUAUGGGUGACAACAUACUUACAAGCUUGGAAACGGUAUUCAGCAGAAUUGGCUUUCCGUUGGGGUACUCUGGAUCAAAGAGAUGAUCUCCUUGCUGAUCCAAGGCCCCUAUUCAGGGGGCCGUUGCAUAUCAGCCCUGUAACUAAGCGACCAGAGCCCUAUCACGCAGCUUGGAAAAGACAUGCUUUUAGAUACUGUGUCUCGGUUCCGGUGAUUAUGGCCUGUCUUGUACUAGUAUUUUGUAUCAUGGCCGUUUCUUUACAGAUUCAGGACUAUUGGGAUACUUUCGUGAGAAACCAUAGUCUACCGAAUUGGUUGUGUUAUUUACCAAAAAUAUUGCUUGCUGUUGUUAUUUCAUUAAUGGACGAAGCAUAUUUCAAAAUAGCAGUCUGGCUGAACGACAGAGUAGUCCAUACAAACUGUAGACGAGUUACCACUUUAGUGUUGAGAAAAGACUGAUUUCUCGUAAAUUGGUUUUAAGCAGACUCACCAGUACGCUUUUCUUGUUUACAUGCUGCUCUUAGAAAACUAUCGCCUUGAGACUAAAUAUGAGAAUCAUCUCAUAGGAAAAGUAGCAUUGUUCCAAUUCGUCAAUUCGUUUCUGUCUUUGUUUUAUAUCGCAUUUUACUUACAAGAUCAAGCACGUCUAAAAGAGCAACUAGCUGCUCUACUCAUAACCAGACAAGUCAUUGGAAAUUUGAAAGAGUCCGCUUUGCCAUAUAUGCUAGAGCGAAUGCGCUUAGCUAAAAUGAGUUUCGACAUGUGGGGUGCAAUCAGCCCAGUAGGCCCAAAGCCAACGCCUGGAAGCGAGAGUAAAGAUACAAAUGAUGAAUCUUUGAGUGGCGAUGGCGACGAACCCACUGGCAAAAGAAUGAUGAGUCAAGCCGAACUGGAAAGCACUCUGUAUAAAUACGAUGGGACGUUUUCGGAUCACUUAGAAAUGGCGAUUCAACUGGGAUACGUCAUUUUGUUUUCAGCAGCAUUUUCACCAGCUGCCUUGUGUGCCCUUUUAAAUAAUUUGAUUGAGAUCAGAGUCGAUGCGUUCAAGCUAGUGUGCAUUUGUCAGAGACCUUUUGGACAAAGAGUGCCUAACAUUGGAACUUGGCAGACUGUUAUGGAGUAUAUGAGCAUCAUGGCUGUAUUGGUAAACUGUGCUCUUAUUGGUCUUUCUGGUCAAGUACAUCGAAUAUUUUCUGAUAUGAACGCAACACAAACUAUUUUGUUAAUUGUUGCUCUAGAGCACAUUAUGCUUGUGAUUAGAUUUAUAAUAACAUGUGCCAUACCCGAUAUACCCGGGUGGUUAGCCACAGAAAUGGCUAAGAUGGAAUGGGCUAGAAGAGAAGCAAUCAGAGGCUCAAAUACUCCACCAUCUCCGGUUGAACCUAUUUCAAAACAUAUAGGAAGGUUUUCCGUAUCUCCAAGCCACAGCUUGAUGAAAGCCGUAGAGAGUACGAGGUCUACGGAAAAUUUAAGACCAACAGACGUAGAUUAUGCAAAGGAAACAACACCUGUUGCUACACCUACCACACCUGGGCCUUCUACAUCUUCUACGCCUAUAGAUAGGCAACGCGGUAUAACAGCCGGUGGUAUAGCAGAAAUUCCACCUUUUCGGCCUAGGAAAUCCAAAGAACUAACACCUCCUGAGGUGGAGUUUUCACAUCAUUUAACGAUAGGACCUGGCGGGGGCGUAGACUGGGUUAAAAGACUGAAAGAUGAAAGUGAGAUUCAUAAAAGUACUGACUGUAUUGUUUCAAAGGACGCGUCGAGUUCAGAUUCAGAUUUGUUAAAAAGCAUUCCCAUGUGGCCCCCAAGGCCUAGAUCACCACCUACAACGCAUAAUAUUUCUAUAAGAGCUAAACAGAUGAUUCCAACGGACGCGUCAUUGAGUGAUAGCGCAAAGAGUAUUUCCAGUCAAGAAGGUGCAGAUGAAGCAGCUAGAGCUGCAGAAGAAUUGGCUGCGAAGAAAACGAGGGUUAAGCAAAGUCUGAUGAAAAGAGCGCGUUCGGUAGCCAUAUUUUCGUUGAAGUUGAAAGAACGUCGAGCUCGAGAGGCUCAAGAAAAGAAUGCUAAGCCAGCAGUAACCCCCACUGUGCCUUUGCCGCAACAGGGCGGCGAACUUUCUUGUAUACCGAUUGAAAAACUAAUUCAGCUAGAAGAUCUAAAAAAUCCCCAGCGGUCUAAUAAUCAAGAUGGUGCCACGUAGCAGUUUUACGUUCAGUCCAUGUAUCUAACUUUUUUGUGAUGUACUUUGCAUUCCGCUAAAAUAUAAGAGUUUGACAGACGUAAAAUGUAAUAUCCGCUUGCCAAUCGAUUGUAACGUGUAACAUUCGCUUUCAAGUUAACGCUUCUUGUUAUAAAUUAUAUUUUCACAUGAAAUAUUUGUGUAGUAAUUUAAGCAUUGCAUGUCAUGUUAUAACUGUUAUAUACUUAAUAUUUAAGAACAUCUGACAUAUUAUUUAGACUCCGAUCUGGAUGUAUCGAAAUAGGUAUGCAAACAGUACAAAUUAUUUAGAAUUAUUGGUGUCAUACGAAGCUUCAUAUGAAAUAAAAUAUAUGUGAUCAGUUUAUA